AGGAGGAGGAGGUGGAGGAGGAGGCGGCUCGGGGAGAGCGAGCAGCGAGCUGGACCGCGGAGCGUGAGUGAGGGAGCCGAGCCGCCUGCCUGCCUGCCCGCCGCCGCCUCCCCUCCGUAAGCAGGAGCCCGGGCCGGGGCCCGGCACGCCGCCCCAGCCCCUCCCUCGUCGUCAGGCCGCGAGGGCAGCGCGCGCGAGCCAGGGGGAGGGAGAGCGAGCGAGCGAGCGAGCUAGCGAGCGCCGGGAGGAGGCGGCCGGACCGAGCGAGCGCCCGCGCGUGUGGCGUGAGGGGAAGCCGCUGCCCGCCCCCUUCGCCUUCCCUUCUCUCCCCCUCCCCGCUCCCCCCCCGACCGCGGAGCAGCACCAUGUCGGCGCCGGCGGCCAAAGUCAGUAAAAAGGAGCUCAACUCCAACCACGACGGGGCCGACGAGACCUCAGGUGAGGAGCAGGCGAGGCGGGGGCCGGCCCGCGCCGCCAUCUUCGCCGCCCGCCCGGCCCGCAGAACGUGGUUUUUCAUUUGCUUCAGACUUAAUGAACAAGCCAGUGAGGAGAUUUUGAAAGUAGAACAGAAAUAUAACAAACUCCGCCAACCAUUUUUUCAGAAGAGGUCGGAAUUGAUCGCCAAAAUCCCAAAUUUUUGGGUAACAACAUUUGUCAACCAUCCACAAGUGUCUGCACUGCUUGGGGAGGAGGAUGAAGAGGCUCUGCAUUAUUUGACAAGAGUUGAAGUGACAGAAUUUGAAGAUAUUAAAUCAGGUUACAGAAUAGAUUUUUAUUUUGAUGAAAACCCUUACUUCGAAAAUAAAGUUCUCUCCAAAGAAUUUCAUCUGAAUGAGAGUGGUGAUCCAUCUUCAAAGUCCACUGAAAUCAAAUGGAAAUCUGGAAAGGAUUUGACGAAACGUUCAAGUCAAACGCAGAAUAAAGCCAGCAGGAAGAGACAGCAUGAGGAACCAGAGAGCUUUUUCACCUGGUUUACUGACCAUUCUGAUGCGGGUGCAGAUGAGUUAGGAGAGGUCAUCAAAGAUGAUAUUUGGCCAAAUCCUUUACAGUACUACUUGGUUCCUGAUAUGGAUGAUGAAGAAGGGGAAGGAGAAGAAGAUGAUGAUGAUGAUGAAGAAGAAGAAGGAUUGGAAGAUAUUGAUGAAGAAGGAGAUGAGGAUGAAGGUGAAGAAGAUGAAGAUGAUGAUGAGGGGGAGGAAGGAGAGGAGGAUGAAGGAGAAGACGACUGAUGGAUUCCAACCUUCCUUUUUUAAUUUUCUCCAGUCCCUGGGAGCAACUUGCAGUCUUUUUUUUUUUUUUUCCCCCUCCUCUUGUGCUCAUUCGCCCUGUUUUUUGAAGUCUCUUUUCUCUCCCUUUAUACCAUGGUUCUCAACUUAUUUUGGGGGGAAAUACCUUGAGCAGAAUACAGUGGGAAAAGAAUCUCUACCCCUUUCUGUUCCAAAUUCAUUUUUAUCCCUUCCUGUCUCAACAAAAACUUUAUGGAAUCAACACCACCGUGCUCUGUGGGAAAAAAGAAAAACCUUCUGCUCCCUUAGCUCUGCUGGAAGCUGGAGGGUGCUAGGCCCCUGUGUAGUAGUGCAUAGAAUUCUAGCUUUUUUCCUCCUUUCUCUGUAUAUUGGGCUCAGAGAUUACACUGUGUCUCUAUGUGAAUAUGGACAGUUAGCAUUUACCAACAUGUAUCUGUCUACUUUCUCUUGUUUAAAAAAAAGAAAAAAAAACUUAAAAAAAUGGGGUUAUAGAAGGUCAGCAAAGGGUGGGUUUGAGAUGUUUGGGUGGGUUAAGUGGGCAUUUUGACAACAUGGCUUCUCCUUUGGCAUGUUUAAUUGUGAUGUUUAACGGACAUCCUGGCAGUUGAAGAUGACACUUUUAAAAUAAAAUUCUCUCCUAAUGAUGAUUUGAGCCCUGCCACUCGAUGGGAGAAUCAGCAGAACCUGUAGGAUCUUAUCUGGAAUUGACAUUCUCUUGUAAUUUUGUUCCUGUUUAUUUUUAAAUUUUCUUUUUGUUUCACUGGAAAGGAAAGAUGCUCAGUUUUAAACGUUAAAAGUGUACAAGUUGCUUUGUUACAAUAAAACUAAAUGUGUACACAAAGGA
Panthera uncia (snow leopard) is the source of this 2091-nucleotide messenger RNA. It is a transcript of the gene SET, whose product is annotated as SET nuclear proto-oncogene. Gene Ontology annotation, cellular component: chromatin; nucleus. Gene Ontology annotation, biological process: nucleosome assembly. The record is from RefSeq and is a predicted model, not a curated record. Gene Ontology annotation, molecular function: histone binding; chromatin binding. NCBI's taxonomy places the organism in Eukaryota, Metazoa, Chordata, Mammalia, Carnivora, Felidae. The transcript has 7 exons. Bases 366 to 1229 code for a protein of 287 amino acids.